AAAAAAAAAAAAGAGAUAUUGUUCUUUGCUCUUUUUCUGAGCUACUCUGGGAAAUUGUAUGCAGCAGCUAGAGUUAAGAAGCGAAAGAAUGACUCUGCUAGUAAGGAGAAAGGCAUGAUACCACUGGACAAGCUUGCGAAUAUCCAAAUUCCACCACCACUAAAGAAGCAAUUAGUUGAUGAUUGUGACUUUAUUACUCAUUUAGGCAAGCUUGUUAAACUUCCACGUGCCCCAAAUGUUGAUGAAAUAUUGAAGAAGUAUCUGGGUUACAGGUUAAAGAAGGAUAACUCGAUAGCUGAUUCAGUGAGAGAAAUUCUGAAAGGAUUACGUUGUUACUUCGACAAAGCAUUGCCAGCAAAUGGCGGCAAUACUUCUAUAUAAAAGUGAGCGUCGGCAAUAUAAAGAAGCAAUUUCAGUUGAUGUCUCUCCUUCAACUGUAUAUGGUGCUGAACAUCUAUGCGCCUCUUGGAAUGUGGAAGUUUCGACAUUUAUCAAACAUGUUGAGGCCAAUAGGGCUGGCUAAAUGAGUAAUUCUUCCUGCUAUGCCCCUAUCAAAAUUGGCUGGCUGGCAGAGUUCUACUUCUACCUGGAUAAGUUUUUUAGACAACUGUUGGGUCUGUAUAUCUUCUACUAAAGCUAAACUUUAUAUAUAUCAGGGGCUCUGUAUAAAUAAAAUGAUGCAGCACAAA
Quercus robur (English oak) is the source of this 689-nucleotide messenger RNA. RefSeq names its product protein MRG2-like. Gene Ontology annotation, cellular component: histone acetyltransferase complex; nucleus. Gene Ontology annotation, biological process: regulation of DNA-templated transcription; chromatin organization. The record is from RefSeq and is a predicted model, not a curated record. Bases 115 to 381 code for a protein of 88 amino acids. Lineage: Eukaryota; Viridiplantae; Streptophyta; Magnoliopsida; Fagales; Fagaceae. The transcript is spliced from 5 exons.